Messenger RNA from Penaeus chinensis, 886 nucleotides. Its product is annotated as lysozyme-like. Gene Ontology annotation, molecular function: lysozyme activity. The transcript is spliced from 3 exons. The record is from RefSeq and is a predicted model, not a curated record. Bases 278 to 730 code for a protein of 150 amino acids. Lineage: Eukaryota; Metazoa; Arthropoda; Malacostraca; Decapoda; Penaeidae.
CCCAUGGGACAUUUUUCUUCCCUUCGUGCCACCCAGCGCCAGGGGAUUUCCUUAUUAUCUUAAAUUUGAUUUCUUUCUAAUUUCUGAUUGACCCUCUCUUGUGAAUGCAGUGUUCACAUGGCCCUGACAACGACGUCACAUAUCCGACACACGGCUGUUGCACUCCAAGGAAGGUCCCCCCAACCCAUCCCCACGCGGCGAGGCUGGCGACACGGCAGGGACCCAUACAUUCCGUAUAUAGCGAUCUUCCGGAGUCGGGCGAUCACAGACAGCUGCGAUGAACGGUCGGAUGCAGGUCUUCUUGGCGGCGGCGGCAACGUGGGCGGCGCUGACGGCGGUGUCCGACUCAUCCACCCCUCGGGGCGUCGGCGACGACUGCCUCGCCUGCAUGUGCUGGGCCUCAAGCAACUGCUCCAUGCCAACGCCGGUGUGCAAGAUGAAUGGCUGGGGCGAGGUGUGCGGGCCCUGGGCCAUCACCGAGCCGUACUGGGUCGACGGAGGGCGUCUCUUCAACAACUUUUACAAAUGCGUAGAAGAUUGGAAAUGUAACGAAGACACUGUACGUAAUUACCUGGAUCGUUACGUCACGGAUUCUGACGCAAAGUGCCAGGACUACGCGCGCACACAUGCCGGCGGCCCCCUCGGCGCCUGGAACGACGGCACACUCCCGUACUGGUACUCGGUGAAGGACUGCCUUGAUUACGGCAUAUUUACACCGCCAUCGGCCUAAAAACAGUUGUGGUGCGUAAUAAUUUGUCCUCUUUCCGGAAGCCUGUUACUGACAUCUGUUCAGACAAAGGACAUGAAAGACAGUACGAGCUCUUUGGAACCACUUUCAAGGGAACACACACAUAUAUAUACAUACAUAUAUAUAUGUGUGUGUGUG